CACGUGCCGGCAGCCCAGGCGCCGGGGUCCGGGACGGGGAGGUGGCUGUGGGUGGGAUCUUGUGACUGACUGAUGGCUCCCGGGAGAGGGUGACAGGUGGAGGGAGCCCACCUGUCGGUGGGAAGUUUGGAGUUAAAAUGCUUUCAUUUCUGGAAGCUGAGAAGUCCCUGCAUGCCAGGCCCAGAGCUUGGGGGUCCUCUGUCUGCCCACCUGCUGUUGCUGUGGGUGGAUAAAGUAAUCAAACGGACCACGAGAAGAAUGUGCGCGUCAGAGUCACCAGGCCUGGUAUCUCCUCUGAGAUGGGGAAAUGGGGAGGCGGGUGAGCAGGGUUGGACUGUGGGUGGAUGAACUUGGGGUCCUAUGGAAGAAGCUGAUCAUGGAACGAAUUGUCCCUAUCAUGGCAGGCCUGUGUGACCUUUGAAGAUGUGGCCAUUUACUUCUCCCAGGAGGAGUGGAGGCUCCUUAAUGAGACACAGAGGUUCCUGUAUUGUGAUGUGAUGCUGGAGAACUUUGCACUCACAACGUCCCUGGAGUACACUACAUGGUAGCUGGGUGCGGGCUUCUGAAGAGUGAAGCCCCGCCCCACCCUCGGAGCCGCGACGCCCCAACGCCCCUUGUGAUAACAAUAGGCGUUAGCCCAGGCCACAAGGGGUCUGCGAGUCGCUGCAGCUGUUGUCUCAGCGGAAACUACAUUAACCAGAAGCCUCUGCGCCACAGAGCGGCGGCACUGCUAACCGGUGUUUCUGUACGUGCGAGGUCGUCUGGGAGGGACUUCCGGCAUCUUUCUCGCGGCGGACAUCUCGGGUCUUGGUCGACCUGUCCGAGCAGAAACUCGGGACCUGUGGUCCGGUUCAGAGGUGACAGAAAGCGAGAAGGCGCGGGAGGAGACCCUAUUCUCGCUACAAAGAGGCUCGGCGGCGGCAACUCUCGCGAGGAUUCCGCCACCACGCCAACCGACAGCGGUGCGCGGUUCCGACGUGAGAUCCUUCCGGACUCUGUGGUCCUGACUGAUGGCGGCGGCAGCAGUGGACCCGCGUUGUUGGCGUGGAGUGGGCAAGGAAGAGGCACCUUCUGAGCAGAGUGUUUUUGUAGCAGUGUCACACAUUCAUACUUCCAAGGCAGAUUCACUGACUCAGAUGGCUUAUCCUUGUAACUUAUGUGGCCCAAUCUUGAAAGGUAUUUUGCACCUGGAUGAACACAAAGAAACACGCCAUGGACUGAAACCUUACCCAUGUGGGGCGUGUGGGAGGCAGUUCUGGUUCAGUGCAAACUUUGACCAGCAUCAGAAGCUGUACGAUGUAGAGAAAUUCCUAAGAGGUGACAAAGGCAAGACCUCAUUUGUAACUAACUGUAGAGCUCGUGAAGAACCUCCACUGUCAGAGAAGCCCUUUGCAUGUAAGGAGGAGCAGAAGGACUUCCAGGUCAGUUUGGGCAGUCACCAGCAAAAGGCCACCCAUAGCAAGAGGAAGGCAUGGAGUCCUGAGAGUGGCCAGGCCUUGCACAUUGGACAGAUGCGUUACAAGUGCAUCGAAUGUGGGAAGGCUUUCAGCCGCAAGGACACGCUUGUUCAGCACCAGAGAAUCCACACUGGAGAAAAGCCUUAUGAGUGCAGCGAAUGUGGGAAAGCUUUCAGCCGCAAAGCCACACUUGUCCAACACCAGAGGAUCCAUACAGGAGAAAAGCCUUACGAGUGCAGCGAAUGUGGGAAAGCCUUUAGCCGCAAAGACAACCUUACUCAGCACAAAAGAGUUCAUACCGGAGAGAUGCCUUAUAAAUGUGGUGAGUGUGGCAAAUACUUUAGCCAUCACUCCAACCUGAUUGUACACCAGAGAGUUCACAAUGGAGCAAGGCCUUACAAGUGCAACGAUUGUGGGAAAGUCUUCAGGCACAAAUCCACGCUUGUUCAGCAUGAGAGUAUCCAUACUGGAGAAAAUCCUUAUGUUUGCAGCGACUGUGGAAAAUCCUUUGGCCACAAAUACACCCUCAUUAAACACCAGAGAAUUCAUACUGAGGCAAGGCCUUUUGAGUGCAUUGAAUGUGGAAAAUUCUUUAGUCGAAGCUCUGACUUUAUUGCACACCAGAGAGUUCACACAGGUGAAAGGCCUUUUGUGUGCAGCAAAUGUGGGAAAGAUUUCAUCAGAACCUCCCACCUUGUUAGGCACCAAAAAGUUCACACUGGAGAAAGGCCAUAUGAAUGCAAUGAGUGUGGGAAGUCAUAUAGCUUAAGCUCCCACCUCAUUAGGCACCAGAAAGUUCAUGCUGCCGGAGGCUUUAGGAGUGCUUUUAACACAGCAGGACUCACGGGGAAGAGCUCUGACUUCCUGUAGAGAGGGAGAUAACAAAUCAUGUGUUGAACCAUGUGUAUCUAGACACUGGCAGUUGAGAGAUAGUUUAUGAAUGCCAUGUACGGGGGAAGCUUUCAGAAGCUGUGUUGCACUUUCAGACCUGCUCAGGUUCCUUGCCGAAUUAUUUAGUAUCCAUGCCUGUGGCUGAAAACAUCUCAACUCUACCAGCUUAGUUACCCUAAUAUCCUCAGGGGAGGCAGAGCUUUGUAUUCUCUCUCUAGUCCCUGGAGGGAGUUAUAAGAAACAUGAGUUCCGGAAUUCCCUGGUGGUCCAGUGGCCUGUGCUCCUUCUGAGGGCCCGGGUUCAGUUGCUUGUUGAGGAAAUAAAAUCCCACAAGCCAUGUGGCCAUAAAUAAGUAAAUGGAAACCUGAAUUAAAUGGGGGUCUUCAUUUGCUCCCCUCUGACUGGCAAAGGUGUGGGUAUGACCCAUCUUUAGCCAAGAGGAUCUGAGGUUCUGGAAACAGAAAAGGUUUACUUUCUUCAUGGACAUUGUUGGUUUCACUCUCAUGUGAUACUUGUAACAUUUUUCCAGCCUCCAAGUCACCCAACCUAGAUAAUUAUUUGCCUCAUGUUGCUCUGGUUUGUGUGAUGAUAAAUACCUUAUGAUAAUAAAUACCUUAUUAUUUAAGCCAC
This is a messenger RNA of Odocoileus virginianus texanus, 2978 nucleotides long. RefSeq names its product zinc finger protein 134 (gene ZNF134). Gene Ontology annotation, biological process: regulation of DNA-templated transcription. Lineage: Eukaryota; Metazoa; Chordata; Mammalia; Artiodactyla; Cervidae. The record is from RefSeq and is a predicted model, not a curated record.